Messenger RNA from Danio aesculapii, 3291 nucleotides. It is a transcript of the gene pdk3b, whose product is annotated as pyruvate dehydrogenase kinase, isozyme 3b. Bases 96 to 1316 code for a protein of 406 amino acids. The record is from RefSeq and is a predicted model, not a curated record. The transcript is spliced from 11 exons. Gene Ontology annotation, biological process: protein phosphorylation; regulation of glucose metabolic process. Gene Ontology annotation, molecular function: pyruvate dehydrogenase (acetyl-transferring) kinase activity. Lineage: Eukaryota; Metazoa; Chordata; Actinopteri; Cypriniformes; Danionidae. Gene Ontology annotation, cellular component: mitochondrion.
UAGCAACGAAAUAAAUCAUGAACUGUCGAAAGAGUGAGAACAACGUUCAGCCUCUCGUAUUCAAAGUGCGUGGUCGAUGAUAGACGUACUUCAACAUGAAACUGUUUAUCUGCCUACUGAAAGAUGUUACGCACAAAAUCGAGUAUUAUUCAAGGUUUUCGCCCUCGCCGAUGUCAAUCAAGCAGUUUCUGGAUUUCGGCAGGGAAAAUGCAUGUGAAAAAACCUCCUACAUGUUUCUGCGGAAAGAACUGGCGGUGAGGUUGGCUAAUACGAUGAGGGAAGUCACCUUGUUGCCCGCCAGUCUUCAGAGCCAGCCGUCUGUCAAACUGGUGGAGUCCUGGUACAGCCAGAGCUUUGAAGAGCUGUUAAAGUUUGAGAAGAGAAGUCCAGAGGAUCCCCACACACUUAAUGACUUCUUAGAGAUGUUGAUUAAGAUUCGGAACAGGCACAAUGACGUGGUGCCCACUAUGGCUCAGGGUGUCAUUGAAUACAAAGAGAAGUUUGGAUUCGACCCCUUCAUCAGCAGCAAUGUGCAGUACUUCCUUGACCGCUUCUACACCAACCGGAUUUCUUUCCGCAUGCUCAUCAACCAGCACACUCUUCUGUUUGGCGAUGCCGCUUGUCUUGCACAACCAAAACACAUCGGAAGCAUCGACCCAGCAUGCAACGUGGCUGAGGUGGUGAGAGAUGCAUAUGAGACAGCAAAGAUGCUCUGUGAGCAGUACUACAUGACGGCUCCUGAACUGAAGAUCGGGGAAUUCAACUCAAAAAAUCCCAAGAAACCAGUCCAGGCGGUCUAUGUGCCUUCUCAUCUUUUCCACAUGCUCUUUGAGCUCUUCAAGAAUUCCAUGCGAGCCACAGUGGAGCUGUAUGAAAACAGCAGUGAGGAUCUUCCUCCAGUCAAAGCAAUGGUUACUCUGGGAAAGGAAGACCUCUCCAUAAAGAUUAGUGAUAAAGGUGGGGGCGUCCCUUUACGAAAGAUCGAUCGCCUCUUCAAUUACAUGUAUUCCACGGCUCCAACACCACGACUGGAUCCCUCACAACCUGCUGUCCCACUGGCUGGUUUUGGCUAUGGGCUGCCAAUCUCUCGACUCUAUGCACGCUACUUUCAAGGAGACCUGAACCUGUACUCGGUUGAAGGUUUUGGGACAGAUGCAGUCAUUUAUCUUAAGGCUCUUUCCAGUGAGUCUUUUGAGCGUCUGCCAGUCUUCAAUAAGUCAGCAUGGCGACAUUAUCAGACGGGUCCUGAAGCUGAUGACUGGAGUAACCCGAGCAGUGACCCACGAGAUGCGUCCACAUACAAAGCCAACAGAUGACUUUAUUACAGUUACCAAGCUUACUGAACACUGCCAGCUAAGGACGCUUCAUUCUAGGUCUUUAUAGUACUUGCUAACUAAUCCUUCUAAUUGAGUGAAACAGUUUUACAUUAGAGAGACUAGAAGAAUGUAAUGUGGAAAGGAGCAUAUAGCAGCUUGUUAGGAUGAUUUAUCAAGCGGCCUUUUGUUUUAACAAUUUGCUUCUGUCUGAUCAAUUAUAAAUUGGCCAUUUUAGGUCCACGAUUUCAAAAAGUAAAUAUUCUGUUAAAAUGUUUGGGAUCAGUAAAAAAAAUUUAUUCAGUAAGUGCACAUUAUACUGUAGCUAACAGUGUUGGGGAAAGUUAUUUUUGAAACUAAUGCAUUACAAUAUUGAGUUACUCCCCAAAAAAGAGACUGGUUGCAUUACUUAGUUAUUUUUUAUUGAAAGUAAUGCGUUAUGUUACUUUUGAGUUACUUUGCAGUACUUUUUAAUACCAGCCUGAGGCUUGAUCUCUUUCAGAACUUGCAGGGUAUUUUUCUUUUUUUAAAAUAGAGGAGCUCUGCAUUUAUGGACACACUGUGUAACCUACACCUUCAUUUACCUUUAAAAAACUACUAAAACAUUUGCAAUAAUGUUACCUUCAGAGAACUUUCUGACGUAUACAUGCCAUAUGCACAGAUUAUUGAAAGUUAAAAGCAAUGUGUUUGCUACUUUGCUUUUUUUGUCUUGUUAGUUCAGGACAAUCACUAUCCAUUCAGACUGUAAUCUCCCUUUCUUCCAUGUGUUCAAAAUAAUGAGAAUUCUUCCAUCACAGAAAUGUAAAUGUUUUUUUUUGUCUGUUCCCACGGGGAAAAAAGUUGGAAUCAAUGUGAUUACACUAAUUUUAAUUCAGCAAACUAUUUUUAAAGAUGUAUUCAUUCUAAAAAGUAACUUGAGUUACAUUUUUAAAAAAUAUUAAUACUUAAUUUUUUAAAGUAAUGCCUUACUUUUCUAGUUACUUACUGUAGUAACUCACGUUACUUGUAAUGAGUUAGCACCAACACUACCUAUGUUUCCAUCCAAAGUUGCGAAAUAAAUUUAAAGGCAAAACAGGCAUAUCACAUAAAAGACAUGCAAAUAAAGCAGCGUUUCCAUCCAAUAAGUCAAAGAGAACAAAAUUGUUACUUCCUAAUUUACUGGCGCCAAAUAUCAAAAGUAAGAAAUGGAAUUUGCUGUGGUAGGAGAAGCUGCACGAAUUUUUUCUUUAUUAAAUAAAAUGACUUGCAGGGAAUCCACUGCGUAAAAUAUAUGCUGGAUUAAUAAAGGGACUAAGCCGAGAAGAAAGAAGAAAUGACUUGCACCUCCGAAGACAAUGCCAAUAUGCAAUAAAAGUGUAGUGGCGUUUCAAGGCUUGAAACGCGUAGCACAGACGCUCUUGAUAGUUCUGGAGGUAAUUAAUAAUAUAAUUACACAUACUGAAAUGGCUGAGGCAUUUUAGAAUGACCAAAACAACAUAUCAGAUGUUUUACAGUGUGCUCAGUCUGCUAAUUUGUUCUCACACAUUUUCAUCAUUACAUGAUCUCUUAUAACAAAAUCAUAUGACUUUUUUUAAUGCGCAUACUCAAAUUUGGUAAAAGUGUUUCCAUCGUAGUUUAUAUGCAUUUUUCUUAUCGAAUAAAAAGUUUAUCCUACGUUUUUAUGCGCAUUUUAAAAUUGAUGCGCAUCUUGGUAUUUCGAAUCAACUGAUUUUUUAAUGCACAUAUCCAAAAUGUGCAUAAAAACAGGUGGAUGGAAACAGCUACUGAUAGGUACUAAGUGUUUUAGUGAAGACAUUUAGGAUGUUGUAAAAGGUUAUUUAUUACAGAUUUUUAAAAAACUUCCUGUUCAUCAAAGAAUAAUCAAAUCAGCAUAUUAAAUUAUGAAGGAUCCAUAUUUACAUUUUAUUACCAAAGACAGAAGUAAAGAUGCUGAAAAUUAAGCUUUGGCAUCACAGGAAUAAAUUACAAUAAAAAAGAA